GCGUUCAGGCUCUCCCUCCUUGGCUGGGAAGGACGCUGCCGCAACACCGCGGAGACUGGCCCCUUCAUGAGCGGCGACUCUGAGGCCCCUGUUACCACUACUGAGUUAACGGGGGUCCCGGGCUAAGGGGCUCAACAUGGGCAGCUCCCGGAGCAGCUCCCUGAAGCGUGGGCCACCUGCUCCCUUCCCAAGGCCCUGAAUCUUCAGCCCCCGGGCUCACUAAGGUCAGGAGUGGUUGCUGUGUCCUGGGAAGCUGCCUAGACUGCACCCAGCAAGUAUGGCGCUGCUGAAAGUCAAAUUUGACCAGAAGAAGCGGGUCAAGUUGGCCCAAGGGCUCUGGCUCAUGAACUGGCUCUCCGUGCUGGCUGGCAUCGUCAUCUUCAGCCUAGGGCUGUUCCUUAAGAUCGAGCUGCGGAAGAGGAGUGAUGUGAUGAAUAAUUCAGAGAGCCAUUUUGUGCCCAACUCCUUGAUAGGGAUGGGGGUGCUGUCCUGCGUCUUCAACUCUCUGGCUGGCAAGAUCUGCUAUGACGCCCUGGACCCCUCCAAGUAUGCCAAGUGGAAGCCCUGGCUGAAGUCGUAUCUGGUCGUCUGUGUCCUCUUCAACAUUGUCCUCUUCCUGGUGGCCCUCUGCUGCUUCCUAAUGCGGGGCUCCCUGGAGAGCACCCUGGCCCAGGGGCUCAAGAAUGGCAUGAAGUACUACCGAGACACAGACACCCCCGGCCGGUGUUUCAUGAAGAAGACCAUCGACCUCCUACAGAUCGAGUUCAAAUGCUGCGGCAACAAUGGCUUUCGAGACUGGUUUGAGAUUCAGUGGAUCAGCAAUCGUUACCUGGACUUCUCCUCCAAAGAAGUCAAAGAUCGCAUCAAGAGCAAUGUGGACGGGCGAUACCUGGUGGAUGGAGUUCCCUUCAGCUGCUGCAACCCCAACUCGCCACGGCCCUGCAUUCAGUACCAGCUCACCAACAAUUCGGCUCACUACAGCUACGACCACCAGACAGAGGAGCUCAACCUGUGGGUGCGUGGCUGCAGGGCUGCCCUGCUAAGCUACUACGGCAGCCUCAUGAACUCCAUGGGCGCUGUCACACUCCUCGUCUGGCUCUUUGAGGUGUCCAUCACAAUUGGCCUACGCUACCUGCACACAGCACUGGAAGGUGUGUCGAACCCCGAAGACCUUGAGUGCGAGAGUGAGGGAUGGCUUCUGGAAAAGAGCGUGUCGGAGACUUGGAAGGCCUUUCUGGAGAGCUUGAAAAAGCUGGGCAAGAGUAACCAGGUGGAAGCCGAGGGUGCAGACGCAGGCCAGGCCCCAGAGGCUGGCUGAUGGCCCUGGGCCCCCUCCCCUCCUGAACACUGAGAAGUAGCGGACUCCAAGAAAGCGGAUACCCCACUUAUCCAAUCUGAAUCUCCCAAGGAGGGCAGCCAUCUUACUACAGAGACUCUUUCUGAUGGUGGGAUUUAAAGUUUAGGGUCCCUAAAACCGUUUGGCAAACAUUUGUUGAAUGACUUAAAAUAUUAGUGAAUGAGCCCCGGCUCAGGCCCACGACUUCCCGAUAUGCCCUCAUGGUGGACUCAGGGCGCCUCUCAGUGGAUCACUCUUCAUAGCACAUGAAUUCAGUUCCACCCUGAGGCUACUACUGGCUGCACUGAGGGCAACUCCCCUUUUUAAGAGUUUGCCAUUACAGGCUCCAAGUUGUUUCAUUCUACAUCCAAAGUGUCACUUGGUGCAUAAGCACAGGAGUCUGAAAAAUGUACUGGCCAUGUCGUCAUUCUUCUGUUUUUAAAUGCCAAGACUGACAGGACAGCCAUUUUGUUUGUGUAAUUGUGCAGGGCGGGGGAUAGUUAUACUUUUCUAAGAGUAAUGGGCUCUCCAAAGCACUGAGGGCCCACCAGAGGAAUUCUUCAAUCAUGGGGCAAGAGAACUUAAAGACAGGGGAUUAUUUUCCUCACCAAAAACAUAGUUAAAGGCUACUCUUGUGUCACAUACCCAUGCCCUCGCUUAGCCUGGAGUGAGCUAUGGGCUGAGGAAGUCAGGUUGUUGGCUGUUCCGGCAACAUCACGCCCCUGAAGUGCCAGGUGACCUCCUUUGGCUUGUCUGUGGAAGCACUGGACUAGGUGGCUGCUCUUCACUGGAAGAGGACUAACAAUGAGACAAGAGUCUACCCUCUGGACACUGGGCCUCUCCUCUUAGACCCACACAGGUGGCCACAACAGCCCACAUGGGUGACACUAAUGGUCUACAGUGGAGGGCAAAGCAUCCUCUGGAAGCUUCUUCCUGUUUCCUUCCCCAGAUACCUAUCCUGCAAAGCAGUGUUUCUGGAAUGCCUCUGUAUUAAAGAUUCUUUGAAACUCA
Messenger RNA from Leopardus geoffroyi (Geoffroy's cat), 2347 nucleotides. It is a transcript of the gene PRPH2, whose product is annotated as peripherin 2. The record is from RefSeq and is a predicted model, not a curated record. Gene Ontology annotation, cellular component: membrane. Gene Ontology annotation, biological process: visual perception. NCBI's taxonomy places the organism in Eukaryota, Metazoa, Chordata, Mammalia, Carnivora, Felidae. The transcript has 3 exons. Bases 278 to 1318 code for a protein of 346 amino acids.